This is a messenger RNA of Chelmon rostratus (copperband butterflyfish), 4205 nucleotides long. RefSeq names its product septin-7-like. The transcript is spliced from 13 exons. NCBI's taxonomy places the organism in Eukaryota, Metazoa, Chordata, Actinopteri, Chaetodontiformes, Chaetodontidae. Gene Ontology annotation, molecular function: GTPase activity; GTP binding; molecular adaptor activity. Gene Ontology annotation, biological process: cilium assembly; cytoskeleton-dependent cytokinesis. The record is from RefSeq and is a predicted model, not a curated record. Bases 245 to 1534 code for a protein of 429 amino acids. Gene Ontology annotation, cellular component: septin ring; septin complex; microtubule cytoskeleton.
CAGUCGGAGCAUUUUUCUUCGCUUUGCUACAUCUGGUAGUAGUAUCCGACAGCGGCCAUAUGUAAUUUAAUCUCAUUCAUUCACUCUCAGACGCACUUUGGCUCCUUUUGUUGACACCAGACUAAGGUUUUUAGGGCGAGAAGCUGCGCGUUUGUCUCCGCUCCGGCUUUCUUUUGGACGUUUGGUCGUCAGUUUAUGCCUCGGUGACUGUCCGUUGCAGGCUGGGUGGUGACAGCAUAGCACAAUGAUCGAGCGACCAGAGACUGCGGUUCCCAGCAUCGCUCAGCGGAACCUGGAGGGCUAUGUGGGCUUCGCCAAUCUCCCCAACCAGGUGUAUCGGAAGUCGGUCAAAAGAGGGUUUGAGUUUACACUAAUGGUUGUCGGUGAGUCUGGUCUUGGGAAAUCAACACUCAUCAACUCUCUGUUCCUGACUGACCUGUACUCCAAGGACUACCCUGGACCCUCCCAGCGCAUCAAGAAGACUGUGCAGGUGGAGCAGUCCAAAGUGCUGAUUAAGGAAGGAGGGGUCCAGCUGACACUCACCAUUGUCGACACACCAGGGUUUGGAGACGCUGUGGACAACAGCAACUGUUGGCAGCCAGUCAUAAACUACAUUGACAGUAAGUGCGAGGACUUCCUGAAUGCAGAGUCGAGGGUGAACCGCAGGUCCAUGCCAGACAAUAGAGUCCACUGCUGCCUGUAUUUCAUAGCGCCCUCUGGACACGGUCUGAAGCCACUGGACAUCGAGUUCAUGAAGAGACUCCAUGACAAAGUCAACGUCAUCCCUCUUAUUGCAAAAGCCGACACUCUGACCCCAGAAGAGUGCCAGCUUUUUAAAAAACAGAUAAUGAAAGAGAUACAGGAGCACAAAAUAAAGAUUUAUGAAUUCCCAGACACGGAGGACGACGAGGACAACAAACUCAUCCGGAAGAUCAAGGAGAAGAUGCCAUUGGCAGUGGUCGGCAGCAACGUGGUGAUCGAGGUGAACGGCAAGAAGGUCAGAGGUCGCCAGUACCCAUGGGGCGUGGCUGAAGUGGAGAAUGGGGAACACUGUGACUUCACUGUGCUACGCAACAUGCUGAUCAGGACCCACAUGCAGGAUCUAAAGGAUGUCACCAACAACGUCCACUACGAGAAUUACCGCAGUAAGAAACUGGCUGCCGUCACCUGUAAUGGAGUGGACACUACCAAGACCAAGGGACAGCUGACUAAGAGUCCCCUGGCACAGAUGGAGGAGGAGCGCCGGGAGCAUGUGAUGAAAAUGAAGAAGAUGGAGGCAGAAAUGGAACAGGUCUUUGAAAUGAAGGUUAAGGAGAAGAAGCAGAAGCUGAAGGACUCAGAGGCUGAGCUGGAGCGACGCCACGAACAGAUGAAAAGGAACUUGGAGGCGCAGUACAAAGAGCUGGAGGAGAAGAGACGAGUGUUUGAGGAUGAGAAGGCCAACUGGGAGGCUCAGCAGAAAAUCCUCGAGCAGCAGAAACUGGAUGCCUCCAAGACGAUGGAAAAGAACAAGAAGAAAGGAAAAAUCUUUUGAAGACACGACCUUCCCUUCAGUUUCACAUAAACUCAUUUUUUUCUUCAUCCCCUCUGAAGUUCACAUCUACCGUGGCGCUCAGAACAUAGACACAAAGAUAUAAGAGAUACAGUAUGACACUCAGCACAUUCCACAACAUUCCUCUGUGUUACAUUUGAUAAGCAGCACAUGUGACAGGGACGCCAUUCACACACACACACACAUAUACACACAUGCAAAUGCCCACAACAGCCCACGUCAUCGUCUCUCCGCAGGGUUUCACCGUAUCUGCUGAAACCUUUUCUUUUCAUGGGGAAUGCAUGUUUUUGUGAAAUUCUAUUUUCCUAUAUUUCCUGACAAAGAGGAGAAGGCUGAGUUCCUCUGAGCUACAGUACGGAGAUAACACAUGGCAGGGACCAUGCAUAGCCAUUUGUACACAUGUAGUAGUUGUAUGUUCUCUACAUAGUCCAUAGAUCUGCAGAUAGACGUCCUGUCCCUCUCUUUGACGCGCUUUGUUUUAUUGUUCUCGAAAACGUAACACAAGUGUAAACACAUUAACACACUCCGUCAUACAGACCUCACUGAGAGUGUGUGAGGAGAAGGGGCGAGUGUAUGUGAGGGAAGGCAACUGAAUCAGGUGGCAGCUGAGCAGGGAGGAGUCGGGUGGGAUCGAGGCCUGGUCACACCGGAAAGUGGCGAAAAACCUUUUUCUCCUGUUAGCAAACUUAUUAUAGCUGCUUGCAAACCAUUCCUCUUUGGUGGAGCAGUUUAUACUCCAGCGGAGGAGAUUAAGAUUGGAUGGUGCAUCACUGCUAGUUUCACCAGCUAUUUUGUACUCUGUUCCCUCAAAGGUCAGCACUGUCCAGAUAGCUUGCUAUUGGUCAGCAGCAUGUUUUCUGGCUUUAAAGUUCACCAAAAUCUGCGUGAAAAAUUCGCCCUCGCAGCCCAACCCACUGAUGAGAAUUUAGCCAUUUUAAAAGUUAAGGUGUGACCGGGCCUUCAGACAGCAUUUACAGUGCAUGAGCAGGUGUGUUUUAUCGGUUGCUGUGUUUGAGGUCAUAGAUACUGUCUGAUCUGAGCCAGACAGACAGAAGAAGGGAGAUGAGAAUGUGGUGUGUAACAGCAGCCAGGAUAUUGUCAUUGCAGUGUGUGUUUCCUAUUUAAAAAGAAGACAAUAUGCAAAAGCCUCACUGGUGUGUACGACUUUACAGGUUACAGUGAUUACAAAGACGUUUUAUAUUGUGAUGUAAGUGAUGGAUGUUGUCAUAGACUUUGAGCCCUUUUUCUGCGAGUUUUCCUUUUUCCUGUAUAACCUCCAAAGGGACACUUCAUUAAAGAGCUGAAAUAUUCCUUUAACCUUGCUUUGACCCUGGACUCCGCAGAAACGCAACUGUUUGGAGAAGUUUGCCAAUGCAGCCGUAGAUUUGUGUCUGACUUCACCUACACAUAAUGCUGUUCUUUGAAACAAAAUAUGUGAAGUCCAGGUCUGAGUGAGAAAGCAGAGAGCUGCGACACAUCCGAACCCUUGAUAGACCUUUCCGAGAGUGAUCAUGUUUUAUUUUCAUAUGACGAUUAUAUUGAUAAUACUGUAUGUACGGUUGAAGAAUGACUCCUUAAAUCCCUUGUAGUUUUCUUAAAGGACUCAUAGAUGAAUCUGUUAUUUUAGUAUAGUUUUUCAGACUGCCCACAGUCAUCGUGAUGCAUUUAAAGGACAAAUCUUACACCUUCAGCACAUAAAGGAUUACCUGUAUGGAUUUGUUCAUGAUGGAAAUGCAUAUAUUGUGUACAUACUGGAGGCUGUUCAGUUGCCUUUAUUUCUUGAGGGUUUUUGUUUUUUGUUUUUUUUUCCAGAAUAUUACGCGCCAGGAAUAACAACAGAACUUGUACUCAGAACAGAACCUGUUAUGUAAAACUUGUCUUAAGAAUCCAUGAAUAUAUUUCCAGUCAUUUAAACACACACACACACACACAUACAUAUACUGUAAACUGUAUACAUCUAUGCCAAUGAGUACACCCUCUCAGGACCGCUCUGUUACACUACAUUUUCUCCAGUCCAGAGAAAAGCAAUUCUGUGGUCCAACAAGUUAAAAGAAGUGACUAAACUUUUCUUUGAAAUGCUUGUGAACCACUCACCCUCCCAGUAACACCAAGUUAACAUAGACGCAAGUUUAGGUGGAAUUUUUUUGUUUGUUUGUUUUUUUUGUAAUAUUUUCUUUUUUUAUAUAUGUACACUGUUUUGUACAGAAGCAUAAUGAAUUCACUUGAGAAAAAAAAGUUUGCCCUGUUUUUCUGAAUGAACGAGUUUAUUGUCUCAGAAUUCUGGGAAAAGUUGUAAAACAUCCCUCAGAAUCCUGCAGGAAGCUCUCAGCUGCAGCCUGACCCUGCAGCAGAGCUGUAGCUGAUAACACUGCCAUCUAUAUUACUUAAAGACACGCGUGUUUCCUAGUGUCUCAAACCCAAACCCUUUCCUGGGAGCAUGAGAUAUCUCAUUAAUUCAGAAAAACAGCAGAUUAUUUUUUUUUUUCAUGAAAAUUUAUGUCAAUCCUGAGAUAAUAACCUUGUUGAUUCAGAAAAAUAGGGCAAGCAUUUUUUUUCUCAAGUAGAUGCAAUCUGCUUCUCUUCUUUGUUUUAUUAUGUGUCCUGUCUCUAACCGUACAUGGUUAAUAUUAAAGUUGACAAAGUUAUGCUUUAA